AGAACGGCGUCCCCGGCACAAUCCCUGAUUCCAUGCCAGGAAACCAGUUUAGCCACCGGACGUUUUCUUGCCAGCUAUUCUACAUCUUGCUGGCCGACCAUGGAGAACUCUCUCAUCAGAUGUGGGACCCAGCUUGCUAGAGCCGGUUGGCCGCAACGACAAGGGCUCCCCUCAGGUUCAGGGUUCGUCCAAUCCGGAAGAGCGGAGUCCUUUUCCAGCAUUUCUCGUCCAAGGUGAGUAGAUCGAUCCGGUCAACUCUUCCAGGUUCAACGCGGCCACAAUACUUGGUUGUGUCAAACUGCAGGAUGGCAUAAAAGGGGUUCCCCGGGCCCAAAGGCAAGCAGACGGGUGUCAUGUCUGACGCGGUCUAAUUGGAUCGACCUUCGAAAAAAUGUCCGCUUGCUACGAGCUGUUGCCUAGUCGCACUCUUCCAUUCCCUGUUCAGGGUGGACUGCCCGCCCUUACCGAGAUCGAUGGGCUGUUCAACUUCCGCGACGCCGGGGGAUUUCGAGCGACCGGCGGAGGGUUCACCAGGAAGGGGCUGAUCUUCCGCUCAGCCAAUACGGAGAAUAUCACCCAAGCCGGGGCGCUCAAGCUGACGAAAGCGUAUGGAAUUCGAGCGAUAUUCGACUUGCGCUCCGCGGGUGAAGUGGGUGAUGUGGUCCAGCAAAGUCGCCACCUCGCCGAUGUCCCUACUGUCCGAGUCCCAGCGCUCUCGAACCUGGACGAUGACGAGAUCGUGGCCUAUUGGGAGGGUCUGGCCACGGACGAUGCGCCGUUGUUCGCCGUAGACCUAUACAUGUGGAUCUGUGCCAUGUCAAAUAGCGCCUUCCGCACCAUUUUUACACAUCUGCGGGACAAGCCCGGCCAUCCAGUCUUGAUCCAUUGCGAAAUGGGAAAAGAUCGGACUGGGGUUUGCGUGGCGGUGAUUCUUCUGGUGCUGGGGGUUUCCGACCAGGAUAUUAUACGCGAUUAUCAGCUGUCCCAAGAGGCUAUCAAGCCGAUCGUCCCCGAGAGGCGGCGGAAACUGUUGCGGUUACCGAUCCUGCAGAGAACCUCGGUGUCGAUGGCCACAAUCGACAAGCAUUUCCUGGCGUCGCCGGAAACCAUGCGCCAGUUUUUGGCGAGCUUCCGAACGACGUAUGGCAGUGGCCAGAACUACUUGUUGUCCCUCGGCUUCAGCGUCGAUGAUUGCAAUGCCAUUCGCCGGAACCUGAUCGAGUAUUCCCAGUUCUGCUAGCGGGUAUCUGGAGCCUUGGGGGUCCUGUCAUUUUAGUUGUUUCGUCCCGGGUAUUCUAUCAUCAAUACAGGGGCCACCAUGGUCGAUGAA
Molecule: messenger RNA, 1330 nt
Organism: Aspergillus heteromorphus CBS 117.55
Lineage: Eukaryota; Fungi; Ascomycota; Eurotiomycetes; Eurotiales; Aspergillaceae
Product: tyrosine-protein phosphatase
Exons: 1
Coding region: 392-1240 (282 amino acids)
Biological process (GO): dephosphorylation
Molecular function (GO): phosphoprotein phosphatase activity
Source: RefSeq, a predicted model, not a curated record